Molecule: messenger RNA, 4863 nt
Organism: Scophthalmus maximus (turbot)
Lineage: Eukaryota; Metazoa; Chordata; Actinopteri; Pleuronectiformes; Scophthalmidae
Gene: dipk1c
Product: divergent protein kinase domain 1C
Exons: 9
Coding region: 2301-3731 (476 amino acids)
Source: RefSeq, a predicted model, not a curated record
AGGAAAGAGUAAGGAAAACGCUGGGAGUGCAGCAGACUGAAGGAAGGAAGAGGAAUGAGGCUGGAAAAAACAAGCCUGCGCGCCACAUACACACACACACACACACACACACACUCACACAGAGCGUCAGGCGGAGGGAGCGUGAGCAGAAACCAGAGCUGCUGAAACAGCAGGCGUCUACUGGAGCUGCCUGACAGUCCAGAACCAGGGUUUACUGACGCUUUGUCUCGGCUCCGAUCCUUCGCCUGCUGAGAAGAUCACGGUUCGUCUUCAGGAGAGCAUCUUCCACAGAACUGAGACCUGCUGCUGCUGCCAGCAGCGACACACUGGACCUGGAGACGACCGCAUCUGUCACAGUCGGAGGAUGUUUAUCUCCCUGGACGUCAGAGCUUCAGCGUCCGCUCACAGAAAGGUUCAUGAUUUCUAUCUUCAUCAGCUGAUGAAAGCUGAUUACCAUUUUUAAAUCUAAACUCCUGGAGGUUUUCAUCAUCAAGAGACGUUGAGUGAUCUGGACGACCCCGGUGACCCGGGGACCUGCUGACAGGCCCUCGGUAUAUUCCAGGAACUGCCCGGGGUCAAAUCCUGCUUUGGGACUCAAUCAUCACCUCGAGGAGGAGGAGGCGGUUUCACCACAUUCAAGUUGAAUUAUCUUAGUUGCUUCAGGUGAGUUGAGAAGCAUCAUCUUUUAAACACCCUCCGUGGGACUGCGAGGAGCUCAGAGUCGGAUUAAUCCUGGUUUUGGAGUUUUUCAUUGUCAUUUCAAAGGAAAAGCAGAAAAGGGAGGAUCAGAGGAAGAAGUUUGGAUUUCAGGAUCCGAGCGACUCGUGAGGCGAGAGGUGGUUACUCUGCAGGACAGUGGAUCGAUGUUUCUUCUCUCUUCACACCUGAAGUCAGACUGUUGGAGCCUCUGCGGCGUCUUUCUGCUCCAUAACGGAGCCGGUGAGUGAAACCAACCAGCCGCUGCUUCGCUCCUGGAGGGUCGUGGUCAGAGGCGCUGACGUGACGUCACAGUCCUGGUCAACAACCUGCUGGAGCUUGGAAUUGUUGAAGCCUGAUUUGACUUUUGCUCAUUCUCGUUUUAAAAAAUGAAAAUGGGUUUUCUACUCAGGAACCAGAGAAACAGUCUGAGCCACACGACCACAACCGGCGUCUGUGUGUCCCAGAGCGUAGUUCUUUCUUUUCCCCUCAGUUCGUGGUUUCACCACAGCCGCAUCAGGAAGUGGUAAUAAUGGCUAAAUAAUGAGGUCGGCAGAGUUUUUAAAUGCCUCAGUGAAAGUUUCUGACAGAAACCAGACACCCGACGAUCUGAGGCCUGAGGACCAAGGUGCUUUCCCUUCACAUUAAUAAAACCAGACGAGUCGUUUCUUUUUAAAGUCUACAGGCUUAAACCCUGGACUGAGCCCGCGGGAGGAAGAUAAUGAUCUUUCUCCACAGGAACGCGAGGACGAGGCGACAGCGGCGUCUCCUGCUCCUCUCACGAGCUGAUGGUUUCAUUCCUUUGAUCUUCGUCGCUCGCCAGGGACGUCUUCUUCCUCGGCUUCCUUCCAGAUCGGAGCAGUAAAAAAAGUAUUUUUCUAUUUCUUGACAUCAAGGAAACUUUUAUGCCUCCAUUUUUCCUCUGAGGUGAUCGUUAGGAAACUGCAGCUCCGUUCCUGGAGGACGUCUCAGUCUUUGGGAUUUUUCCAGCGGGAAGUCGUUUCUUUCGAAGGUUCUCUCGGGAACUUCCCUUGGAGCUUGACAGUGAAGCCACGAGGUCGAUCUGCAGGGACAAACAUCCUCACAGGAAAUACGUGUGUGUGAAGUCUGGGCGGUUGCUCCUCCGUUAUUUCCUGUUGCUCGACACUCGUUGACUCGAUGUGAGGAAGUUGCACCAACCGGUCGAUGAGCGAGGACACGUCAGGUCGGAGCAGGCGACUGUCAGGGUCUGGAACGUGUUGCAGUCGGCCCUCUUCUCCUUCUUCUUCUUCCUCUUCUUCUGUCUUAGAGGACAGAUCACCCGGUCUUACGGAUGUUCCUCGUGACUCAAGACACAUUUUUGAUCUUGGGUUUCCACCUUCACUUGCUGCAGAGGAUCAUGGGAGAUACGCGGCUGAUGGAGUUAAUUAUCUUUUAAAAACAAAUUCACUCAAACACAGAGGACGAUGAGAUGAACAGUUUCCAUGUAAUAUGAGCUCAGGAACAUUCAUUCUCCUUCCAAUGUCUCUUACAUUAUCAAACUGAAACUUGUUGCUCAACUGGGAGUUUCAGAUUCUGCAGCUGCUUCUGUCUCUAGUCGGAUCACUUGUUGUUGGAGGAGGGUUAUGACCGCAGCCGCCAUGCUCCCUGGAGGGCUGGUCUCCGGCGGAGGGGGUCGCGGCGGCCGGCUGUGCCUGCUCAGGUGGCUGGGCCUCCGGCUGUGGUCCCGUCGAGGGACCCUGGUGUUCGCUCUGCUCUGGUUCGGCUCCUGGUUGUUCCUGAACGGCCUGGUUCUGGUCCACAGGAGCAUCAUGUCCGACUACUGCACCGACGACAAGAGCAAGAGGAUCCUGCAGCGACUGUGUCUGGAGUUCGGCGAGGGCUCGGUGACGGGCGACAUGUGCGAGGAUCUGUGCGUGCUCGGCCUGGUCGAGUACAAGCGCUGCCUCUACUACGAGAACGGGAAGAAGGUGAUCGAGGCGCGCUGGAGGGGAAACCCCAUCAUCCUCAAGUCCAAGCUGGAGAACUUCUCCUCCUACGAGCCGCUGGGGAUCCUGGACUACCAGGACACGGCCGAGGAGCUCUCCCCACUCGAUGUGGUUUUCUACGCCACUCUGGAAGUCAGAAACUCCCUGGGGCUGGCUGACGAGGACGAGGAUGAAGACGGAGGAGGAGGAAACAGCUCCCUGGCCAGACUUUGGGGGAAGAAGCUGAAAAACCAAGAGAAGAGUUACUCCAGAGCCGAGCUGGCCUCGCUCUGGGCCCUGCUGCAGCAGGAGGAGUACACCUUCCUCAGAGUCCUGCAGGACCUCAGCACCCACGUGGCCAAGGUGUCGGGCUCCUGCGGUCACUUCUACGCUGUGGAGUACCUGUCGGCGGGACACGCCUGGGACCAGAACAUCUUUUCCCUGGAGGACGCGGUCGUCUCUGGGCUGCAGGGCCGGGACCGAGCCGGGGCCCGGGGGCGCUGGACCGCCAGGGAGAUGGUGCACCGCAUCGCGCUGAGCUUCCUGGACAUGGUUCUGCACUUUGACAACGACUUCACCCACAAGCUGCACCUGUGCGACAUCAAGCCGGAGAACUUUGCGAUCAGGAAGGACCUGACGGUGGUGGCGAUCGACGUGGACAUGGCGUUCUUCGAGCCCAAGAUGAGGGACAUCCUGGACCAGAACUGCAGCAGCGACGACGACUGCAACUUCUUCGACUGCUCGUCCAGGUGCGACCUGAGCAGACGCAGGUGCAUCCCCCGCCGCCGCAACAGCAACCUGCAGGUGAUUUGUGAGAAGAUUUUCCGGCCGUGGUUUUCUCCGACUCUGCUCGGGGCCAAGGCAGGACUCCCUCUGCAGGUGGAGCUGCAGCGAGCGGUGCAGGAGUGUUCGGAAACAGUGGUGGGGGAGAAAGAAGAGGACGCAGCAGGAAGAGGAGGCGGUGGCAGAGACGUCCAUCAGCGUCUUCUCAACAUCCUGACCCGCCUCGUCCAUGAGGGAGGGGCUUCGGUUGAAGGGGGCGGGGCGUGGGAGGAGAACGUCCACGUCCACACUGCGUUAAACUUCUGACUGAGGAGGUGAAAGGACGAAGGAACCCGCAGAGGGAGAAACCUGCUGGGAUCAGUUCUCCACAGGAGCAGCACUGAGUCCUGGAAUCCAUAGAAGCUUCCAGAGAAAAGAAACGAGACGUAAUCAUCCGGUUCUGGAUCGGUCCAGGUCCAGAGUCGUCGUCUGAGCCGCCAGGAGAGAGCGUGAUAGAGGCUCCUGACAAAUAGGGACCUUUCCUGAAAGACACUCAGGAUCAUUUCCAUAUGCAGAUAUAAACUAGAAAUCGAUAAACCAUAUGGCCAAAAGUAUGUGGACAGGCCGGUCCUCGUGUGAUAUUGUGUUUUCACUCCUGAUUUUGGCGCCUUGGGCCGGUGAUAUUGUCGCUUGCAUCGCGCCCGCUUCGCAGAUCCUGCGUCUUUUUCGUGCGUCGUUGUUUCACGUCCUCAGAAACUAAAGCUACACAUCUGCAUGAUGUGAUACCAACAUGAAGAGUAGGGGGCAGCGUAGGGACCGAACCGCAACAUUGUCAUGCCGUCGUUGAUUUAAGCAGUAACCACAGACUAACCUCCGACAGGAGCUGCGUCGUGAGGCCACAAGAGAUCUCAACGUGAUUGGUUGAAUUAGUUUAAUAGGAGCAUUAUCGGCACCUUUUUCCGUUUUCCUCCGACAGAGCCAGAGAUUAACAAUGACACUCACGACGCAUCUCGUCGUGAGCGUGAACACGUGGUCGAAAAGCGAGUUCAUCUCUGGCCUUAGGUCCAAUGAGAAGGAACAACCAGUGUAGUGCGGAGGAACUGUGAUCAGAUCCAAUCAACCUUCAGACCAUCGGAGGUCCGGACCCGAUCCACUGGCAGAUUGGAGGAACUAGGUGUCCACAUACUUUUGGACAUAUGCAAGGGUAUAUAUAUUAAAAAAAGACUUAGAAUUCCAGAAUCCAGGAGGGAAACACAAGGAGCCCGUCAGGACUGGAUGACUGGACCAGAUGAGACACUUCUCAUCAGAGGAUAAUUUCUGUAUGGAUCCAGUGAACAUGGAUCCAUCCUACACUAAAGUCUCAAUGAGAUUCAUAAAAACCUUCUCUGGUUUGAAGAGAGAUUGAACGUUUAAACGCUGUAAAAUAAAAAUGUGUUAAAAGUAAAAACGUAUUCAUGUG